Molecule: messenger RNA, 2567 nt
Organism: Sphaerulina musiva SO2202
Lineage: Eukaryota; Fungi; Ascomycota; Dothideomycetes; Mycosphaerellales; Mycosphaerellaceae
Exons: 1
Coding region: 624-2516 (630 amino acids)
Source: RefSeq, a predicted model, not a curated record
UCACAAUCGACUUUGUUCCUGAUCAUCGUCGGGAUAGCGACCGAUGUACGGCAUUCGACAACGAAGCUGCGACGGGAGGCUGCAGACCGACACCUGACUCUUGAGAGCACUUGUAACCGUAGCUGGGUUUCAAUGCCAGCAGGCAAACAACCGGUUGUGGCAUAGAGCACAGCCAAUUGGAGCUUAAGUUCAAGACGAGGCUGUCAGGCUGCAACCUCAUACUCACAGUCACAGGCUCACAGCACAGCGCACCUUGGGACGAUCCGCAGCCGGACCACCUCUGCGAUCAUCGACCUCCGGCGCUUCAUCUUUGCUGCCUUACAGUGCGCGUGGGAUCCCGGUCAAGGCUACUCCUGUAGCAUCCCCUUCAGACAAGAUUCGAGCGCACUGCCACUCGGUUGCGACUGGGAUACCUCUGCGCGAAUCUGAGCAGCUGUGAGGUUACAGGCGUACAGCUUGCCUCUCCAGAGUGAAAGCGGUCAUCCCAAUAUCUCUGAUCUUGAAACCGAAGUCCAGCCUGCCGACGUCACGAUCUGUCGGCGAGUCACGAACUAUAAUAUUCGACAUCUUGGACAAAACCUGCAUGGUCACGUCGUGCCCAGACUGAUAACUACAAGUGAACCAUGGCGAGGCCGUUGAGCAAUGACGCAGGUGAAGGGCCGCGAGGACGAGCGGCAACCUCACUUAAUCACCCUCAGCACAGCACCCGAUCCUGGACACAUAACGGUAUCCACUACACAGUCCAUUCUACAUCCUAUGCGACUCCGGGUCUGAGUUUCGGGUCUUCUUCUGGCACGGCGAACGGGCCUUUCAAUUUCGACCCAUUUAUGUCAUCGCAUCGAGGUCAUGCCUCAAGAGCAACGCCAUUCGGACUUCUUGGAAGCGCCUUUGGUCUACUGGAAAAUACAUUAGCCAUGCAUCCACAGCACACCAUUGUCGGAGACCAUGGCUUUGGUCAAGGGAGCCGACGCCAAGUCGAGAUCGAUACACCGAACGACAAUUACGAUUGCGAUUUGGCAUACGAGGGUCAUAAUCUCACACCUAAUCGACGAGCACGACCCAAGUCUAUAUUCUCGAGGUUAAAAGACAGAUUGGUAGAUGCCAAGCAACACCAUCGCGAGGACAGCUCCAGCAGUCGUGAGCGGUCUUUUGAAGAGGACCGUUCCAGAAGAUCAUCGCGCAGACACAGCGUAUACCCAGCCGAAACUCGGCCACCUGCCCGUGAAGCAACAAAAGAACGGCCACCAGAGUUCAUCGAGGUUGACUAUCACGACGAAACUGAUUCCGAGCCAGAAUACACGCAUAGUCGAGGUCGCACCAGCUCCGAACAGCGAAGUGCAGCUGACGCGACCAUGAUUGAAAGUCUGGAAGAUGCUGUAGAGCUCGAAGAACGGAAUGUUCGAGGCUGCAAGCAAAAGCUUGCUAAUGCUUCGAAGCAAGCCAACAUCAACUCGGCGUAUCUACAACGCAUCAUAGACGAGCUGAAGGAGCACGAAAGGAGGCUGGCAAUGGCAAUGAAUGACCUGGAUGAAGCGAAGGCGCGAAGGAUCAGAAACAAACGACCUGAGUUACCAACUCGCCCAUUGUCCUACAGACGAUCUGAGAUGCCACCUCGAGAAAAGUCUCAAGAGCCGCCGCGUUCACGCCCUCGACAAUCUCAAUCCACACGUAAUAUGCGUGAGCAGUUCUUCGACCCCUUUGGUGGAUUUCCAGGACACCCGCCUCAUGCGGAUCCUGUGAUGCAAGCUUUUCAGAACCUGCAUGGCUUACAUGCUGAACACGCAAUGCAAUUCGACCCUUUCAACCACUUUUUCGAACAGAGUCGACCGUUCGCAGAAGAUGCACAUUUUCGCUUUUUUGCUACCCCUGGUGAUGGAUUUCAGCAGGGUGCAGUCCCUCAAGGGCAAAAGAAACGCACAAGACACAGCACUGGUGGUGCACAACCCAACGUCCAGCACACGUAUGCCCCUGCAGGCACCGCGAACUUCGCUCGCCCUCUUCGACGCACACCUGUCGCUCCUCAGCCGCCUGCUACUGUGCUCAGAUCGGAUGAAGCGAAGCGACUUUUCGCAGCCUAUGACGAAAAGUGGAAGUCACUCCCGUCAACGAAUCCUGACAUACCAUACCCAGCACGCGGCUUACAUGCUGGAGGUCUCGCAGCCAGAGAGUCACUAUGGGCGCCUCACAUCAGCACACAUGUUGGUUCCUGGUCAGAAGAAACAGUCAUGCAAGCCAACGCGCAGGCCUUCUUUCUCGGAGUCGUGGGUCUAUCUCCGAUGUAUACGCAACAUCCAGCUACGGGGCGUGUCGAGGUGGGCUUUGACAAGUCGCAGGCUACUGCGCAGCAGAUCCAACAAUUGGUGGAUAUCUUGAAGAAGGAGAAAAUUAGAUGGCAUUCCGAUCGGUUGGGAAGACGAAAUGGAGGCAGAUCUGGCCCGAAUGAGGCGUUGCAGAAGGAUGAGAGGGCGAGAGCAGUUUUUCAUGCUGUGUGUGAACUUAUGGAGCGUGCGCAAUGAGUGUGGUGGCAGUAAUGAUAAGAAGAUUGAAUGCCAAAUGAAAUGAUUGAC